Molecule: messenger RNA, 1347 nt
Organism: Opisthocomus hoazin
Lineage: Eukaryota; Metazoa; Chordata; Aves; Opisthocomiformes; Opisthocomidae
Source: RefSeq, a predicted model, not a curated record
AUGAGUUUGUCUUCACGGAGAGUAACAUUGCCUGCAGUUAUGCCUAUAACUCUGCAGAAAUGGGUAAUUAAAGUGUAUAGCGAAGAUGAUACUAGCAGAGCUUUGGAAGUACCAAGUGAUACAACAGCCAGGGAUGUAUGUCAGCUGUUGAUAUUGAAGAACCACUAUAUUGAUGACCACAGCUGGACUCUGUUUGAACAACUUACCCACACAGGCUUAGGAAGAGCUGUAGAGGACCAUGAAUUAGUGAUGGAAGUCCAGUCAAACUGGGUAAUGGAAGAAGAAAACAAACUGUAUUUUAGAAAAAAUUAUGCCAAGUAUGAGUUUUUUAAAAAUCCACUGAGCUUUUUUCCAGAUCAUCUGAUAUCUUUUCCAAGUGAGACCAAUGCAGCUGUAAGCCACUCUGGGAUGUUACAGAUGUUCCUAAGUUCCAGCACAUAUCCUGAGAUUCAUGGUUAUUUGCAUGCAAAGGAGCAGGGAAAAAAAUCGUGGAAAAAAUUGUACUUUCUUUUGAGAAGAUCUGGCCUUUAUUUUUCCACUAAAGGUACAUCUAAGGAGCCAAGGCAUCUGCAGUUUUUCUGUGAAUUCAGCAAUAGUGAUAUGUACAUGUCUUUGACAGGCAAAAAGAUUUCUGGAGCACCAACAAACUAUGGAUUCUGCUUUAAGCCUAGCAAAUCAGGAGGAACCAGAGACCUGAAACAGCUCUGUGCAGAGGAUGAGCAAAGUAGGACCUGUUGGAUGACAGCAAUUAGGUUGCUGAAGUACGGGAUGCAGCUGUAUCAGAAUUACAUGCAACCAUAUCAAGGUAGAAGUGGCUGCAGCCCUUUGAAUAUAACACCUAUGAGAAGCAUUUCAGAGAAUUCUUUAGUAGCAAUGGAUUUCUCGGGACACAGGAGCAGAGUUAUAGAAAAUCCAACAGAAGCCCUUUCAGUUGCAGUUGAAGAAGGAUUAGCAUGGCGGAGGAGAGGGUGUCUGCGACUCAACUCACAUGGUAGUCCUAUUGCCAUGUCUAACAUUGCUAUACACAGAUCUCAGUCGUGGUUUCAUCAUAAAAUCUCUAGGCAAGAGGCUCAGAGACUUAUUUUGCAGCAUGGACUGGUAGAUGGGGUAUUCCUGGUACGCGACAGCCAAAGUAACCCCAAAACAUUUGUAUUGUCAUUGAGUCACGGAUUAAAAAUAAAGCAUUUUCAAAUUGUACCAUUGGAAGAUGAUGGGAAGCUAUUCUAUACCCUUGAUGAUGGUCAUACCAGAUUUACUGAUCUCAUCCAGCUAGUGGAAUUCUACCAACUUAAUAAAGGAGUACUGCCUUGCAAGUUAAAACACUGUUGCACAGGAAUUGCUCUUUAA